UUAUGGUGAAAGAAACCAAAGCAACUCCAUGGGCGCCGUAAAGCAGGGAUAGCUGUAGGUGAUAAAAGGAUGGAAAUCAAGUUCAUUUCUCUUAUCUUCGGCAGCCUAUUUUCGUUCAUGGCAAAGGCUUGAAAUAAGUUAAAAUCUAAUAUGCCGGAUUUUUUCAAAGAAAUGCAACACGAUUAUCUCUGUCAGUUUUGAGAGAGAUUAAGGAUAACAGCCGGAUUUCCUCAAAGAGCUCUGCCAUUCUGAAAUUUGAAUCUGUACUGCACUUAAGAAAUCGUUUGACAAGAGAUGUGCACUAGUGAUUUGAUUCUUGAGUAUAUCCGUUGGUUGAUGUUUUCCCACGGAGUGUUGAUUUUGAGAGGCAACAAAAGAACAUGGUUUGUGAGGAUGUAGACGGUUGGUACGUUGUUGGGUUGACGUCCUGUGGAAUGUACUGACCGUCUAUACAAUGAUGUCCAAGAACCAGUACGACCUGGUCUCAGAGGACGGAUGUGACGUCAGGAUCCCCCUCCACAAUGACGAGGCCUUCAAGCACGGCAUACACUUCCAAACCAAGUACAUUGGCACCAUGGACGUGCCCCGGCCGAGCAGUCGGGUGGAGAUUGUGGCCGCCAUGAGGAAAAUAAGAUACGACUUCAAGUUAAAAGGCGUGAAGAAGAGAAAGGUGUGCCUCAGUGUAUCAGUGGACGGGGUCAAAAUCACGCAGUCCAGGAAACACAGGAGGUCUGUGUCGUCUGCUUCGUCCGAGGAGAACAGAGAACUCAUAGCUCAGCAUCCCAUAUUUCGGAUAUUCUAUGUGUCUCACGACUCCCAGGACCUGAAGAUAUGGAGCUACAUCGUUAGGGACGGUCCAAGCAACUGUUUCAAGUGCUCCGUGUUCAAGGCCUUCAAAAAGAAUCAGGCUACAAGAAUUGUUCGUACCAUAGGCCAGGCUUUUGAGGUGUGCCACAAACUAGACGCACAGACACACUUACCAAUGAAAACCAACGAGGACCCAUUCGGAAAAUCUAAAGAGAAACUGAAUGUUUCUACUGAAAGUCCACCACCGUAUCGCUUGGCGUCUCCUACCAAGAACACAAACAGCGGGAGGCCGUCCCCCAUCCCAUCCCCCGAGGUCUCAAAGGUCAGCAACCCGGACCCCGCGCCGAUUAGCACCCACCAACACGUCAUGUUGCUAAGACAACAGAUAGAGCAACAGCAGCACCAAACACAAAUUGCUAUUGGUCAAGUUCAAUUACUGAAGGACCAAUUGACAUCGGAGACUGCUGCCAGGAUAGAGGCACAGGCGAGAUCCCAUCAACUAUUGAUGCACAACCGCGACAUGUUGGAUCAGAUGGCACAGUUGGUUGCCAGGUUACAGGAGUUGGAGCUAAAGGUGACGGGCGCCGUGCGCACUGCUGACGUAGAAAGCCUUCUCCCGCCCCCGCCAGCGUUACGGAUGCCUGUGUUACCAGACCCCACCACCCCCCAGGCGGGUCCCGUCUAUACCCCGGAAUACUUCAAGGGCAAUGCUUUCGAGAAACCGUUUGUGACAGACUUUGACACAGAUUCCCCGGACAGCGGACACAAAGAAAUGUCCACUGAGAGCCUGGCGGUCCAAUACCAGAAUUCAAACACAUCGUACUGGCAAAACGUUUUGAACGGGGAACUGAUCUCUCUGAGCUCACCGUCGAGCUUUGCCCCCGGGACCAUCUGUCACGUAGUAGAGGACAUUGCUGCUGUAACUGGGAAUCCUUUCGCCAGUGGGUUCACCGAAACCUUCGAAGACCAGGAGUUUCUGAAGGACAAUGAACACAUUAUAACUCCAUGUCCGCCACAGGAUGCUUGUGGAAACAGACUGGAGUUAAAGCUCACGCGGACGCCGAGGAUAGCGCCCCCGCCGGAAUUCAGAAACUCCAAGUCGUAUCGAGAUUCUCAGUACUCGGUCCAGAGCACGGAGAGCGCGUCUUCCCAGGACACCACUCUGUACAUUCGUACCCCGGAGAGUGAUUAUUUCUCUUCUAACAUGAGCGGAAGCAUGAUUUCUCAAAACUCUACCAGUGGUAACGUGUUGAAUCUGCCGUCUGCUUCCAGUCAAUGUGACAUGGAUUCCAAAAAGGACUCGGACGUGUCUCCCAGUAACUCCCUGGGAUCCUCUAGUCACUCCAGCUCCAGCACGAGGUCCGAGCUCAGCCAGAUCCAGCGACAGACCAAAGCUAGCGACAGGCCGAGGGCUUGGCCAUCUCCAAGGUCUCCUCAGAAACAAGAACCGGAAGGGGUGCCAUUUUCCGACUUCAAAACGAUCGAGCAGAGGGAAGUGUCUAUCUCUCCGAACAAUAACAAACCGGGUCCUAAGAAGAGCCCCAUCAGUGAAAAUCAAAGUGUAAAAAAGCUGGAAGAGUUACCGCGCAAAAGACAAUUACAGGGGUACAGAGAUUUGGUGAUAAAGCCUGCUCCCCCACCCCCACCUCCUAGAACGGUCGAUAGGUUGUGAACUCCCACCAACCUAGACUGCCGUUAGGUUAUAAGACCGCAAAACAAGUUCCAUCAUACCAACAACACAGAACUAUUGAUAUAGCUUACUAGUUUAAAUCCCCACACACUUUUCAUAGGUUAUAGAUUAGACUUUGAUAGAUGAUAACCCCCACCCACCUCCCUGGACUGUCCAUAUGCUGCCGACGGGGGCUACUGGCCACAGUCUGCUGUAGCACUGCAUUCGGUAAUCUGUUCUUUGUGGACGAAAGACGAUCACACAUCGUCAGUCAUGUCCAAAUGUUGGGGAGGUUAUACAUGAAAUUGUAAUUGAUUUCUAUGUUAUUCGCUUCGACGAUGAAUUUUAUCAUUUAAGUCAUAUUGUUAAAAAUAUGUCUGAUAUUGUCCAUUAUAAACAAUAAACAUGUCUUUCUAGUCAAAUUUAAUAAAACAUAUUUAGAAAGGACAUGUUGAAUAAUUGGGAAAUUAUUUGCAAUUACUCACCCAAGAAGAAUGCUAGAUUCCUUCAAAUCCAUUGUUCUAUACUUUUACUGGCCAAUCUUAUGAUGUCGUUUUAGCAUUGUACGCACUGUAAAGGGGAAAUAAAUCAAACACGGAAUAGCAUUUCUUGGCUCAACGUUCAGGUUCGUACACUUUGGCGGUUGUUUCAUUACUCUUUUAUUUCUUUCCACAUCAUGUCGAUUGUUGACUUCAAUUUCAGUCUUGUAGAAAGUCUAAUCGCACCUCUGAACAAUAAAUUUCAAGAGGAACUAGAAUAGUUACAUAAAUAUAUUGCUUUAGUUAUGCUGAAAACAAAAGAUAUACAAAUAUUGAUAAGAAAAAAUAUUCAUAAGAGCAAUGAAUGUUUUCUUCGUCCAAUAAACGAGAAAAUAGUGCAUUGUACUUAGGAAAUGAUCUACAUUUUCCUUUGCAUCGGAAUCAGGAUAAAAAUAAUUACUGAAUCGUUCAUGGUUUUAUACGUCUUUGUGAAGGAGGGAUAAUACUAACACCACGGUCAGUCAAGGCUCGACAUUGACCUGCCAAGCCCGUGUCGCGCGAUCGAGGGGACGUUUUCUAUUUCAUGUACAAUGUAGCUCCAUACUCAAUCAAGAUUUUGACGUUUGAUGCUUCUGUAAGAAACUUCCGUAAUACAUGUACAUAGAUACACUGCAUCUGCCUGAUGUUUUCGUUGACAGCCUAUUUUAAAUAGUACCCUUAAAAAGCAAGAGUAAUUUGGAAUUUAUCAAACUACACUUUCUCGGAAUCGGUAUUUUAGGGCUUACUUUUUAACAAUUCUUUGAAAAAUGGUGGUUUCCAAUGAUUUUGUUUAGAGAAAAGAGAAAAAUUGUCUUACCUUUAUAAAAGUAAUUUAUAGAAGAGCAUAUUUCAUGUACUAUUUUUAAAACAUUUUUCCAAAUUUCUCUGUUCCUGACAUUUGAUACUUACAAUUCAAAGAAAGAUUUUGUCAGCUUGUAUAUUGCAAGAGAUAUAUUAAUACGGUAGAGCUCUAUAAAAUACCGUCGUUUUGAGUUUGAAAUAUCUUUAUAAAUCAAAGUACUGAAGUGCUGACGGGAGUUGAUUUUAUCGAUUAUCAUUUAUUUUAAAAUCAGCGAUAUGUGAUUUAGCAUGGCAAGUAGUAUCAGUAAUCGAACUAUUUCUGAGAAAUUGUAUGGGUCCAGACAAGAUUGAACUCUAGUUUUGUUCAACCAAACGCUCGACUGUCUCCGUUUAUCUCCGACAAGCAAGAGAGACUCUCUGUUUUGUAGGAUAUUAACGGAGUCAGCCGAGCGUCUGGUUAAACGAGACUGGUACAUUGAAGUCUAGCGUAUGAAUACAUGCAUUCGACUUCAAAAAAUAUCUAAACUGUUUGUACCAUUUAAAAUCUUACAAUUUUCAUGGUAUUAAUAAAUAGGUUUUCUUGAAAAACAAUGCUUCAGAAAACAUUGCAUCGAAUUUUAUCGAUUAUUUUCAGGAACUAAGUGUUGUCAGCGGUAUUGAUUUGUGCUUAGGUCCAAACACUAUUUCACUUUCGGUUUGCCCUAGUAAGUGCAUAGGAGAGUUGAUUAAAAUCAACUCCCAAAAACUAAUUCAACGUAUGUCAAAAGGCAAUUAUACCUUCAAAAUCUGACCCUAUCAAAAAUAACGUCAGAUAACCUUUUUUUUAAAGGUGAUUUCAUUUAAAUAUUAAGGGGAAAAUGAAUAAAUUGACAUACUUUUGGAAGGUGAAAUAAUCUUUUCCUCAUUAAAAAAAAAAAUACAGUAUAGCUAAGGUAAAAAGAAAUGUAUUUUUAAGAUAUGAUACAAUUUUUACAGACAGUGCAUUUAAUACAUGGAUAUGAACUUCUAUAUUAUGUUAAGUAAAUGAUUUUAUCACAUACGAGGUUAAUUCAACAAAAUGUUAUCAUUUACAAUGCCAAAGCAAUAUACAUUGUAAACUUUUUUUUUCAGCUGAAAAUAAAUAAAUCGUUAAUUUCUCUUGCAUCUAAUCGUCUUGACAUGAACUUCUUAACUUCAUCUUAUGAGGCGUUGGCUCUUCCUUCUUUCGAUCUUGAAACGGUAGAGAUUUGAAGUUGUUCUUCAUGAAAGCCGAGCUUGAAGUCACCAGGCAGAAAAUAAUCACGGAAAUACGUACAACGUUCAUAAAGAAUAUCAGCGACUGAUACUCGACGAACUUGUGGGUAGUGUUUGUGAACCAUGCUUUCUUGAAAUGGAAGAACACUCCAAAGUACAUAAUGUCCGCAGCAAAGAGGGUCAGGAAGAUGACACCCACGUCCCAGAAUAACUGCACGGACAGCUUGGACUUCAAGGUCGGCAGAAUGAAGACGGCCCAGGAGAAAUAGAUAAUCCCAGCUAUAAAUUUGUCCACGAAAUCCAUCCUGUUUUGAGCAUUUAUAACCGCAAAUGUUAAACCAAAAAAGCAACAAAAUGCAAAUUUUUCCUUUGCUGAUGUUCCAAGUAAUCUCUUGAUUCCAGAAACAGCAUCAUUGAAAACGGAAAAAACCUCAGAUGCCAUGAUCUUCAAUGCUAACGUUUUUUGAAUUGUUUAUAUUUCAGUAUUGUGACGUCAUUAAACAUUCCGUCAAAUUAACGUCAUAUUGCGCUGGCAUUCUCGAGCUUCAAGAAUAGAACACAAUUCAAACGUAGGCUACCGCCAGGUGGAUUGAUAAGCGAAGGGGUUUUAUAAAAAGCGUAAAAUGUCCCAAGUUAUGUCAUACUCGUAUACAUAUAUGUAGCUUCCUCUUUAUAUAAAACACAGGAUUAAUAGGGAAAAACACUACCCUUGCCAUAAGAUUUUAUCAUAGAUAUGUUUCACAAAACUCUCAACUCUACUGGCAGUACUGGCGGUAAAGUCAUAAGAAUCUGUUUGGAACAUGACGAAUGCAUGAUUUAUUAAAUAUUUGCAGUUUAUCCGAAGAGGAACGUGUCUUUGGGAAUAGAAUCUACAUGUGUAUAUGUAUAUAUAGAAGAAAUGUACAUCGAAAUAUGCCUGCCGCUCCCACAUGUGCUUUGGGAUGGGACCCCCUCCCCCC
Molecule: messenger RNA, 5987 nt
Organism: Magallana angulata
Lineage: Eukaryota; Metazoa; Mollusca; Bivalvia; Ostreida; Ostreidae
Product: carboxyl-terminal PDZ ligand of neuronal nitric oxide synthase protein-like
Exons: 11
Coding region: 455-2479 (674 amino acids)
Molecular function (GO): nitric-oxide synthase binding
Source: RefSeq, a predicted model, not a curated record